AUGGCGGAUCAUACUUACCGAGCCACAGAAGGACUACUCGUCGCCAAAACGAGGGUAAACAUCGGGGUAGCCUUUCCCAGGUGGAAAGAGCUAAUGAAGGAGAAAGACUUCCAAAGGGACGCUGAAGUUGCCUGCUUCCUUCUCGACAGUUAUGAGAGUACUCUUGGGAUUGAGAACUCAUCAACCCCCAUCAAGGCAAAACGUUUUCAAGUGCAAACUGCUCCAGCAUUGUCAAGCAUUUCCAGUGGGACAGAUAGAGAUGAACAUCUGAGUGCAAUUGCAGAGGCACCGGAAAUUGAAAGCCUUGAGCAGAGCAUGCAUGACAUGAGCAUUGUUGAAGAGGAGUUGAAUGAAAAUACCUUCAACGACCCCAUGAACAGUGUAAUGGGUGGUGAGCUGAAGGGAGCACAGGUAAUUGAUAAUCUGCCAACUAUCGGGAUCGCUGAGACUGUGCACGACCUGCCUGCCCCUGAAGUCCCUUCUGAUGAGCCCCCAAGUCUCGAGCUGCCAAUUUUGCCAGGCCCUCAGAAGGUCCUCAGUGAGGAUGACAUUGUUGGCCUUGUGUUGAAGUUUGGCAUGCAGGCUGGGGACUUUCUUCUUUCCACAAACAUCUUACUCUCCGGAAACAACUACACUAAAGUUGCUCUCCUCUUCAAAUUCAUGAACAUGCGAAUGGUCAACCCUAACACACACUUCACCAUCCAGGACAGCUAUUGUGUUGACCCUAUAAAAACAUUCUGGGAAGAGAAGAGAUCUGAGGCCAUCAGCCGACUUCAAGGGAAAGAUGUGGUACUCCUAGGUGAUGGCAGAAAUGACUCACCAGGGCAUUCUACACAAUACUGCAGCUACACGACCAUGGAGCUUGACUCUAAGGAAAUUGUCUAUGUGGCUACUAUAGACAAGCGACAGACCAACUGGAACUCCAAUAUCAUGGAGAAGGAGGGUUUUAUCCAGACUGUGGACAAGCUUACCCAAGACCUAAAGGUAGUGGAGUUCUGCACGGAUGCUCAUGUCCAGAUUGCAGCCCUUUUGAACCCAGACAAAGGCAGAUAUAAGGAUCUGAGAAUUCACCACAGCCUGGACAUGUGGCACGGUGCCAAAAAUCUGUCCAAAAAGAUCUCUACCGUCUCCAUGCAAAAUACAUACAUGAAAUAA
Messenger RNA from Perca fluviatilis (European perch), 1155 nucleotides. RefSeq lists its product as uncharacterized. NCBI's taxonomy places the organism in Eukaryota, Metazoa, Chordata, Actinopteri, Perciformes, Percidae. The record is from RefSeq and is a predicted model, not a curated record. The transcript has 9 exons. The coding region runs from base 1 to 1155 and encodes 384 amino acids.